AUGCGCAACAAACGCCGAGUCUUCCUUUCGAUACAACAUCGCAAUUCUCUCUCUGUCGGAGAGAACAGGCAGCGGCUGGGCUAUGCCGCAUACCACUGGGGAAUUCUCAUUUGCCCCAAAAGGUCAAAGGCGUCAAGUUGCUAUUUUUUCGACGUGAGCGACGGAGUGCUCCUCGAAGAUUCACCGAACAGAGUCAAUCUUAACCCAGAAUUCAACUGGCUCUUUCGAGAGAAACAAAUCAGUGUUCCUACUACGAGCGCCCGUCUUCUCGGAAUGGUCAUGAUCGGAAAGGUCAUGAUCGGAAAGGUCCCGAAUGAGGUGACCUGGGAGCAAAUCCGCGGUCUUCUCGCGGCGGUUCAAGUUCCUAAAAAUAAUGCUGUGCCGGAGCAAAACUGCGUCAGCUGA
Penicillium bovifimosum is the source of this 405-nucleotide messenger RNA. RefSeq lists its product as uncharacterized. The record is from RefSeq and is a predicted model, not a curated record. The transcript has a single exon. The coding region runs from base 1 to 405 and encodes 134 amino acids. Lineage: Eukaryota; Fungi; Ascomycota; Eurotiomycetes; Eurotiales; Aspergillaceae.